Messenger RNA from Cladocopium goreaui, 357 nucleotides. The record is from the annotation of a GenBank genome assembly. Lineage: Eukaryota; Dinophyceae; Suessiales; Symbiodiniaceae.
AUGGCAUCGUCUCCAGAUGCGGGGAAGAAUGGCGUGACCGUGAUCAGCGAGACUUUGAGAACAGUCGUUGGCGUGACGAUGGCCGACAAGGUCAAGGAUACAGAGAGCGCGAUUCUCGUGAACGCGACUAUCGACACCCAGAGCGAGAGCCACGCGAUUUUCGCGGCCGAGAGCGAGAUCCACGAGAUCGUGGCCGUGAUGGCCGUGAUGGUCGUGAGAUGCGAGAUCAGCGGAUGGACUACCCCCCUCCCCGAGGAAGGGAUCAAUAUCCAGGCGAUCGGUACGAAGACCGACGCGGAGAUGUCAGACAACGUGCUGACAGCAGAGACUUCCAGGACUGCCGCAGCUGUUGUUUGA